This is a messenger RNA of Gamsiella multidivaricata, 869 nucleotides long. RefSeq lists its product as uncharacterized. The transcript has 2 exons. The record is from RefSeq and is a predicted model, not a curated record. NCBI's taxonomy places the organism in Eukaryota, Fungi, Mortierellomycota, Mortierellomycetes, Mortierellales, Mortierellaceae. The coding region runs from base 1 to 588 and encodes 195 amino acids.
AUGUCCGGUCUCAAAGUCAAGGACAUCUUACUCGAUCCUAGCGACUUCGAUCCCACCACACUAUACACGCCAAACAUGAUUUCACAUGAGAACGAAAUUAAGACCUUCUGGCAUCGGGAGCGAACCGCGAUUCAAUUUGUGCAUCGCACUGAAGGAGGGUGUAAUCACGGUCUCUUGAAGGGUAGCCCUGACAGUCAACUCCCGACUUUUAGACCUGUGGGUUAUGGAGGCUCAGUUGGCGCACCAAAACGGAAUGAUUGGAGCUUUCGCUUCAGUUGCAGAAGGCACAAAAGACCAACAAAAUUGACUAUCACCCGCGACUCUGUUGGUGCAGCCUGUCCUGUCGAGAUCAGGAUGACAAAAUCAGUUGGUAAAGAGGUAGUGAAUGUCUCGUACAAAUGGAGGCAUUCUCAUGACGAUUCUGGCUCAGCAAGAUCGAGGAUUCCUUUGGGCAGAAACAAACGAACUUGGACCGCAAAGCAGGCUCGCAGCGGUAUGAAAUGGGCAGCAAUAAAGGCAUUGCUGCGUCCCAACACAAACAAAGAUCCCGAAAAAUUAAAGGCCCUGCUGCUCCUUUGUACUACAUGAAGUACAAUGAUGUGCGUUCUGCUGUGUACCGCGCAAGGACAGGUGGGUUUCGUAAGUCAAUCAACCCCACUACAAGCGUGAAGCUCUGGAUGGGGCAAAUCGAGAAGGAGGGUGGAAAAGGCCAUUUUGUUGAUAACGUGUGCGGGAUUAUAAACAAUUACUUUUUUGCUUGGUCCACCGAGUUCCAGUUGGAAGUGAGUUCUUGGUUAAGUUUAUGCUUUGUUGAAAUUCCUCCGCGCCUUUCUACUAAGGACCAAGCUCUAUUAUCUUCAUGUACCACC